CAAAGAUGAAGCUGUGAUUUGGAGUUGAAACUUUGCAAACUGUCGUGGCGUCGGACAGUAAAACUACCCAAGGGAAAUAAGAGCUGUGGCCGUGGAUACUCGGGAUGACUUCUUCUUGGUGCAGCGCUGAUACUUUUGUUUAGGUCGGGGAGACGUCCUGAGAGAAAAAAAAAAAAAAUGGUCUCCGGGUCGAGUGAAUGCAGUAGUUGAGUGAAAACUGUGAGAGGAGUUGUGCCAUGCAGCCGAGAACGUUACUCGGGAUCUGGGAGAGUCCAUCUGGGAAGAGUGAGUAACCGGCGUGUCCCCGCUGCUGUCGCCAUUCCUGUCGGAUUUGCCAGGUCAACCCCUCCUCGGCUUGCCCCGACUUCCUCGGUGACAUUGAUGACAGAGCUGACGGGAAGGACAUUGGCUUCGUUGAUCUGGGCACUUGAUAGUUUGUAGGAGCAGCUCUAUGGGAACGGACUGAGGGCGGCUGACCUUUCCGCGCACCUCACCGGCGAACAAGUUCUCAGGAUGAGUCUGGUCGGGGGAUUUCCACACCAUCCGGUGGUCCACCACGACAGCUACUCCUUCGCUGCUGCCGCCGCCGCAAGCCGCUGCCAUGAAGAGAACCCCUACUUUCAUGGCUGGCUGAUCGGCCACCCGGAGAUGUCCCCGCCCGACUACAGCAUGGCACCUUCGUACAGCCCCGAGUACGCCAGUGGCGCCGCGGGGCUGGAGCACUCGCAUUACGGGGCCAUCCCCGGGGCCGGGCCCAUGGCCAUCGGGCCCCGACCGGUCAAGCGCAGGGGCACCGCCAACCGCAAGGAGCGGCGCCGGACUCAGAGCAUCAACAGCGCCUUCGCCGAGCUGCGGGAGUGCAUCCCCAACGUGCCGGCGGACACCAAACUGUCCAAAAUCAAAACGCUGCGCCUCGCCACCAGCUACAUCGCCUACCUCAUGGACCUGCUGGCCAAGGACGAGCAGAACGGGGAGGCGGAGGCCUUCAAAGCGGACUUUAAAAAGACAGACGUGAAGGAUGACAGGAGGAAGAAGGAGCAGCUGAAUGAAGUUUUGAAAAGUUCGGCGAGCAGCAAUGACAAGAAGUCGAAAGGAAGGACUGGCUGGCCGCAGCACGUCUGGGCUUUGGAACUCAAGCAGUGAAAGUUCGCUUUCGUCCUGCUGACUUUUACGGGAGGCGCUCGGGACUUCAGCGCGCCUCCCAAACGUGUCUUGCUGUUGUUCUCAUUUUCUUCUUCUUCUUCUUCUUUCUUUGGCGGAUUUAUCGAAUCUAUUUAUGUGCAAUUUUCCGCCCCGACGAGUGGAUAUAUUUGAAGAAAAGCAUUCCAUUUUACGAGGAGGAAAGCUGUUUGGUAAGGGAUGGAUGGAGUCGCCUGCCA
Messenger RNA from Erpetoichthys calabaricus (reedfish), 1379 nucleotides. RefSeq names its product heart and neural crest derivatives expressed 2 (gene hand2). Gene Ontology annotation, biological process: regulation of transcription by RNA polymerase II; heart development. The record is from RefSeq and is a predicted model, not a curated record. Lineage: Eukaryota; Metazoa; Chordata; Cladistia; Polypteriformes; Polypteridae. The coding region runs from base 514 to 1143 and encodes 209 amino acids. Gene Ontology annotation, molecular function: DNA-binding transcription factor activity, RNA polymerase II-specific; protein dimerization activity; RNA polymerase II transcription regulatory region sequence-specific DNA binding. The transcript is spliced from 2 exons.